Molecule: messenger RNA, 8246 nt
Organism: Pieris brassicae (large cabbage white)
Lineage: Eukaryota; Metazoa; Arthropoda; Insecta; Lepidoptera; Pieridae
Gene: Schip1
Product: protein PFC0760c
Exons: 13
Coding region: 229-2742 (837 amino acids)
Biological process (GO): positive regulation of hippo signaling
Cellular component (GO): cell junction; plasma membrane
Source: RefSeq, a predicted model, not a curated record
ACGUGAAGACCCAUUUUUUGAGUGUGUUAUCGUAUAAUCGCGUAGCCUGUUUAUGGUAAGAUUAUUUAUAAGUUGAUAUAAAGAAAUGUUGAUUACAAAUUUUAAUUAUGAAUAUUCACUCUUCUUGGAAUUGAAGCUAAGCUGGAUUCAAAGGUUACGUGAUGGAAAGAUACUUAAAGGAAGGGUCUGUUCGCUUAAAGGGACCGUAAAACAUAAUGUAAGUUAAUCAUGCGGAUUCACAAUGACGUCGAUAAUGGCAACAUACCAAUUGUAGAUGGAAAAAAAAUAUCACUUCGAGAUCCGGAAGGAAGUGUAAAAAGUGAUAGUUUAUUUCAAAGCAGUAACAUAAAUAACUUUCAUCUUUGGCAUAAUACCAACGAUCAUAUAGACAAUAGAACGAAUUUUAAGUCUAUUAAUUCAAGAACAAAUGAGUCGUCAGUUUGUAACCACCUCUAUAAAUUGAGCAGGUUACUAGAGCCAGAAGACACAAUUGAUGAAAAUAUUACAAACAGUUCGAAAGAUAUUAUUACAACAGUAAAUACCAAUGAUUCAAAAACUAUUACUUCGGUUAACGAAGAUCAACCCUUUUAUGAUAUAUCAGAUACAGAAGAAAUGUCGGAGGAUAGUAUUCAUCGAGUACCAAGAGGAAUUGUAAAUCCAAAUUAUCCUGGCUUUCAACAUUUAGCUCAUACACUUCAGGAGUACAGUUCAAAUAUAGAAAACUUUUAUCACUCUGAAAAUGAAAUGACUGAUGACGAUAAUGAUACAGAUAUAACUGAUUUUGAAAUUAAGGAUGCCAAUGAAAAUUACAAAGAGCUUAACAAUAAUAAAUCAGAGUUCACUAACGGUCAGUUAAUAGAAUUAUCCAAUAGCACUUUCGAAUCGACCAAGCAAAGUGACAUACCUGAUCUUCUUAAAACCAUCUCAUCCAAUAACAAUAACGUAGACGCCAUAAAUUGCGAUAUUACUUUAAUAGGAAAUGAUAUAGAGAAUAAUUUUAAUACAAAAGAUAUAAUUGGCGAUUUUAAUAAAGAAAUCGAAGAUGAAAUUAAACAAUUAUUAAACUACAAUAUAAAUAUUCAGGAUGACUUGGAAGACCUUCGAAAAGAUAUAAAAGACAAUUUCGAAAAACCAAUCGAAGCUACAAUCAAUAAUAUAAGCGAGGUGGUAAAUCAUGUUAUAAAAAAACUAGUAAAAAACGAUGUUGGUACUGAAACGAAAGUAACUAGUAAUGAAACAAAAGGAGAAGUAAAUAUUGUCAACAUGAAUCAAACAAAUGAGGUUAAUGUGAGAAUGGAAAUUAACUUGAGCAGGCCUACAUUCUUACUACUGGAUAACUGUCACGAACAAAUACAAGAUGCGGCUUUGUCUGAUGGAAAAGAAGAAUUAAAUUUAAAUGAAGAUGAGUACGAUACGGAAAAAUUAAGCAAUAAUGUAGAGACUACAAUCAAGCAAUUAAGCACAGAGUUGAGAAAAAUAAUUCCAAAAUUAAAUGAAAUGCGAGAACGUGAUAAGUUAUGGGCAGAUAGGCCUAUAAUAACUGAUGGGAAUUCCAACAGGGUAUUAAUAAAGUCGAGCAAUACAUCAAGUUUAAAAAAAGAUACACGUAAUCAAACCCAUUAUGAAAGCAACAGACAAUUAAAUAAACACAACUACCAUCGUGUUCCCAAUAAAAACCCUGAAAAGGCUCAAAGUGGACCCAAAGAUCCUUCCAAAUAUGCUCAACAUAAUUCGUCCGUCCCUCGAGAUAAUAUAAAUGUAGCAGACAGUGAGUUGGAUACUUUCGAUGUUUAUAAUAUAGAAACUGCGCUGCCGAAGUUAGAUAUAGACACUAUAGAAAGUUACAUAAAGGCCGCGAAAGAGGCAGAAAGACGUAAACGAAAUGAUAGAGAGGAAAUCAGAAAAAGGUUAGCUAUGGGUAUAGAUUCAGAAGAAUACUAUAGUCUGGGUCACACAGACCGGCCAGGAAAGAAACCCAGCUUACAUUCACGAUUACAAAAUGGAAAAAAUUUACAAAUAUGUUUCAUGAAUGAGACAGCUUCUGAUAAUGAAUCUCAAUGUUCAGACUUGGACAGAAGUUUUAGUAGUAAUAGUAAAAGUUUAUCACGUUCAAGUGUAUUCAGCAAGAGUAGUUAUAACCACCCCUAUCAGACGAGACCACUUUCUGUCAACAUAACAAAACAAGAUAAAGUAAACACCGUUCAGAGUGGUUUCAAGUUGCACCCUGCGUCUCUAAUAUCUAAAUCAUCCAAAACCCGUUCAACCCAAUCUUUGAAUCACAUUGAAUUAAAGGAAUCUGAUUUCUAUGCCCUACAAGCAACACUGCAGACUGAAGCUAGAAUUGCCUUGGCACAAGCAAAGGAAUUGGCCCGCAUACAAAUGGAGCAUGAGCGAAGAAGUCGACCAGUUUCACCUGUCACUGAAAUGUUACGUCGCAGUAUGGAGAAGGCCAACGUGCCACUUGCACCUGAUCGUCGACGCGUUUCUAGGCAGAUACUUACUGAUAUGAACAUAGCUCAAUUACAGGUGAUUGUAAAUGAGUUGCACUCUCAAAUUGAGUGUCUUAACGACUCACUUGUCAAACUAUUGAUGGCCAGAGACGAACUACACAUGGGACAAGACUCUAUGCUUGUUGAUAUUGAGGAUCUCACCCGAUACUUAGGUGUUAAAGAACAAAGCAAGAAGUCCAAAGGCCCUACCAAGUCUGGAGUGAGGCGACUCACAGCACUGGUGCACAAAUAGACAUCGGUUUGGUAUUCAUGUUAUUGCUAUUAUAUCAGAACCUGCUGUUAUUAUUACACUGGGUAGAAAUCAUUUAUAGAUCACAAAGUAAAAGUGCGGUAAAUAAUACUAAAAUAAUUUUAAUUAAUAAUAAUAGUGAUCGGUUAUUUAUAUUUUUGUGUUAAUGGUGUAUUACUGCUAAGAACAUUUUCUUACAAAUUACCCUGAUCGAGGUUUAUUAAAACAACAAAAUAAAAAUGUAGUAAAAUUAGCACUAUAUACAUAUAGGUGGCACUAUAUAGUGAUGAUAUUCAUUUAUCCCUAAUGGGAAAGGCAAAGGACUUUAGUCCAUACAGCCAGGUCUUGUGCGUUGCUCUGUCAGAGAUCUAUAAUUGUGUUUCUAAAUUUGACAUAUAGAAUGACAAUAGUUUGUAGUAAUAGUAGUGAGCACUGUCAGACGUCAUACGUGAUUUAUAUGUUGACAUUUGACACUUUAGAACUUCUGCUCUACUGACCAAUCUAACAGUGAUGUUUAAAUGCAAUUUAAAUAUAGAAUACCUUUUCAAAUAGCUCUUUUAAUGUUCGUGUCCAUAAUGAUUUUUUUUUAUAUUUACCGUACUUUUUCGAAAUCCGAUAAAUUUCUAUUGAUACAAUUUCAAAUUCUUAUGUAGUCAUAGUACAAUGUUACAAUGCAUGGAAUUAGUGUAUACAAUUGAAAAAUGUUUAUACUUGUAUUUAGGCUAUGUGCUAUUUGCACAGAGAUACCCAGUGAUUUAAAUAUGAUAUGGGAUUAAUAUUAGUAGGUUAUUAUGGUGCAACUUUUUAUCAAUAAUCUUGGCAAAUGUUAUUGGCAUUAAGGAUACGAUAGGUCGAAAGGAGAAUGACCGUAUUUUAAAACGUAGCAUCAUAUUUAUAAAUUUACUUGUAUUAACAAAUGUUAAUCAUAGACAACCUCAAUCUAUAGUUCAUUGUCUAUUAAUUCUUGUUUAAUUACUAAUAAUCACAAAUAUUUUGUUUAUUUAAAACAUAUAACGACAAUUGUGUGUUUAGAUUUAUACAUGGGACCUAAAUAUUUAUUACCAAAACAAAAACUUUAAAAUUAAAAUCCUUUUUUUGAUCCCCAUUCGAUUUUGCGUCCCCAAAACGUUCGACGCUCUUUCCUUAUGCGACUCCAUAUUGAUGCCAAUUUUGGUCAUUCUCCUUCAUUUAUAUAAUAUUCCCGGGAUCUACGUAGUAGAUUUACAUUAUAGUAUGUAAUCGUUGAAAUUUCGUCUGGCAUUUAUAUGUUAUGAGUGAAGUCGUCAUACACGUUAUUAUUAAUAUUUCAAAAUCGUAUGGUAAAAUCAAAUUCAAAAAGUUUUUCUUGAUAACAGAUAGUUUCUAUUCUUAUUUUGAUUCGAUAUUUAAACCAAGGAAUGUUUUCAAUUUUGUAGAACAUAUGAAACACGACACUCAAUUUAUUGUAUGGAGGACUCAGUUUCCGCACUUAGACGCCCAUUCGGUCCGUUGUGCGCCUCCUCGUCUAACAUCUCCCAUAUCUAUGAUGUAUUUUGUGGUUUAAAUAAUUAUGAAAAAAAUAUCAAGUCAUUUCUCGGUAAUAGUAGACAAUUUAAUUUAUUACAUAAAGUGAAAGUAAUUACACUCCUCAAAUACCCAGUUCCUAUUUUACGUACUGCAUACAUAUUCGUUUGAAAGCAACAGGUAGAGUUCGAUAUUUAAAUUUUCAAUAUUCGUUUGAUGUUUUUUGUAACAAUCGAACUAUUGUAUUUAAAAAAAUGCCUGCUAUAAGUUACGUCACAUUGAUGAUUCAGUUUGAUUGAUAUUUCGCUAUAAAUGUUAUUUAAAUCGUUACAAUUAGAGACACUGCAUCAUGAAACGGUGUAUAAACAAAGAUAUUUCUGAAAUCAUACAUUUUCCAUUACCUUUAGAACAUUUUUUUACUUAUGACUUCUUCCAUGUAAAUUUAAUAACUAGAGGGAAAUUUCUUUUAAUACUAGAUAUAGCAAAUUUGUUUUUAUAGAAUUAGUUCAGAUAUAACCAAUGAAGGUUCUCGUUUUUCAUAUUAAAAAGAUUCGAUACUGAUUAUAGUCUUAUAUGAUGCUAUGAUAGAUGACUAUUUAGAAAUUUUGAAGAUUCAACACCUGGGUAAAUUUCAAAAUCUUUGCAAUGUUUUUAUGUUUUUAAUUUUUUUUUCAAUUUGUUUAUGAGAUCUUAGUAUUAAGGGUACCUACUUCUAGAUAAAAAAAAAGAAAAAUUCCUUUUUAAUAUUCUUGAGAGGUAUCUAAAGGUAAGUCAUUGAUCAGAUGUGACGUAAUUUAUGAAUGGCUAAUUAGAUUUAGUGACGUUUGUGAUUUGCAAAUUAGGAUAAUAUUUUUCAUUAAUAGUGCUCAUUAUAGAGUUAUUGCACGGCGGGCUGAUAUAAACAGGGUUCGGAUUAGUUGCUUAGUUUAAUUGCGAUAAGCAUCGCGCUAUAUUUUUUCAUUAAUUAGAUAAGGCGACGUUGGUUGGACCAAGCUUAAUUCGGUUUGUAUAUUCAACUAACGGAUUGGGACGCUUUAAGCUCCAUAAUGCGAAAAAGUAUGUAAUAUUUCAUUAAUACUAGUUUUAUUUUGAACAUUACUCACAGAAACGAAACGAAACGAUUAUUUGUUUAUAGUUGAGUUUAGAAUUUGCUAUUUUUUUAAACAUUAACUGAUUUCGUCUAUUCUCCAUAGAUGGCGCUAUUUUCAAUUAAAAUACUUACGCUCGUUAUCUACUAGAUGACGCUAAAAGCGUCUAAACACGGCUCUAAAAUCAGUGGCUAUGUCGGUAUUGACCAUGUACACUCAAUGAGAUUUUUCUUGCUUUUGUGUUAUUGAUUUGAACUGCAGCGUCACUAUGUCAUAAUAGUAUGUAUGGAACAAAUCAUUGUUUGUUCAAUGCCGAUGUCGCCACUGAUUUUAAGGCUGUGUGUAGACUUUAAGUCUCCGUAGACCCGUCUCUAUGAAUAUAUCAAUUAUUUAGGUACUGGAAUAUUAUUCGCAUUUGGACCAUUCGGGAAGAGUAGCCCUUCUGAAUUCGAGUGAUUAAUAAGGCAGCAAAUAUUUGUAUGUAAAAAAAGUUCAUACAAUUUCUUUACUAGCAUUGAAAACGGUUAGAACCGUUAGAGAGCGUUAACCUCGACUGUGCUUUAACUAUUUCCUUUAAUAUGUUUGUAACUCAAAUGUACAUAUGCAAAUAUUCGCACUAAUCACAAUGCAUGUCAAAAUGUUUCACUAUUAGGUCUUUAACGGACAAACUUUGAAACGUGUCUCCAGUUAAUAAAACUUUCUAAAACGAUAUUAUAAAAAGUAGAUUAAUUACGGUGUAUUUUUCUAUGUGAAUACUGUUACAUGCUAACAAACUCCAUAGUAUCUUUAGUCUACGUUUUAUAAGUGCAUUUCGGCCUUAUUCAAUUUUAGCUUUGAUAUAAUUUGUUUUCGUUGCACUUGUGAAUUAGACAAUUAAUAAUUAUGUUAGAAACUUAACACCAGUCUCGUUUUAUAUUAAAUUCAUGUAUUAAGAUGCGUUUUAAAGUACAGCCACACAUAAUAGAAACGUAGCUUUAUAUAGGGAAGAUAAAAAUCCUUUUUAUUAGUAGAAUUCAGAUAAGAUAUAAAAUAGUUAAUUGGUACUUUGGGAAGAUUUUAUUUCAUCAUUCCGUAAUAGCUAAUACAAUACAUAUCGUUAAAUAUAAAAACCAUUACAGUGCUACAUUUUUUAUCGCUAUGAGAUUAAAAUAAUAUUUUAAAACUGACGAUUCGUAGAUUUGAUCACUUAUGGUCAAACAUUUUAUGAAAUACACACUGUGUAACAAGGCUAAUAUUGGUCAUAUCAUAGAAUAUUUAAUUUCAGUACAUUUACGCAUUUUUUUUACAUCAAUAAUAAAUAUUGCUUCAUUUGUCGGUAUGAUAAUUCAAAAUGAAGUAUUCAAAUACGUUGUACGUUUCACUAAUGUAUGCUGUUUAUAAAAUUAUUUUAUUCAAAAACUUGGUAUGUCAGUUUUAAUUGAAAGUUUUGAUGAAGUUAUCAAAUCUACGAUCAAGCCAUGUUUGGACUUUAUUAUGUGUCUGCAAAUAACAAUCUUCAUAGCGGAUAUUAAAUUCAGCAACAUAAAAACUACUAUUCUAGGCAUUAUUAUUAUUUAAGGCGUUUAUUAUUUUUCUUACUUUUUUAUACUUGUGUUUGUAUAUUUAUGGACACCGAGCUUUUCGAAUUUAAUUUUGGAAACCACCUAUUUUUAUAUUAUUUUUAGUUUCAAUCUAAUUUUGGCCUGGAUAAGUUGCAACCAGUCGGAAUUUAGAUAUUUUCUAGUUAUUUUUUGGUUGUGUAUUUUAGAUUAUUUUUACUGAAAGGUCUUCUCAAGUAUUAGCAUUCAUUGUGUCGAGUCUUAAUCUGUAUACAUGUCAAUGACAAACAAUUCUUAAUAGGCUAACGAUAAUAUUUGUCUAUUCGAUAAAUGUUUAUGUUUUGCAAAAUCUAAUUGCAAAACUAAAAUAAUAUACGAGUUGAUCUUUCUUAAUCUAAGUUACCAUUAUGUUACUUUUAGGAUAAGCUUGCGCAAGAGCAGGUUUUUAGAUUACGGAAAUAUCAUACAACUUCCGUUAUUGCCGCCAUUGCUGAAAUUAAUACGAUUCUUUGACUUCAUUGCUAACAUUACAAAUUAAGUCACUAAACAUGCUAUUUAACAUCGAACGUAUGAAUCCUCGAACGACCGAUCUCAAUAAAAGUUAAAACUAACCAUUGAUAUGAAAAAGAUCUCGAAUCAUGUGAAUUGUUUUUUGCAAAUAUUUUUUUAGUACAUUUUGAGGCUAUGUAUUUCAGUUUAAGUAAUUUAUAGGUUGGAUCCAAAUAUCGUAUGUAAAACAAUAUUUUGAAAAGGCUUAAUGUAUUCGACCUAAUUCUCGAUCCAUUUUAAAAUGUGAACUCCUACGUGGUAUGAACCACGAACGAUAAAUUAUUGUUAUGCAUGUCUUAUCUAUUUUAAAUGUAUUGUUAUAUAAACAGUUUCAUCUUAAAUUUAACAAGUUUUUACAAAGGCCGAUAAAUUACGCCGGUACUAUCUCUUACUAAAAGUUGUUUUGUGUUAUUUUAAAAGGAGUCGUAGUAAUAAUUAUCACACUAAAUAUAUUCAGAAGUGUUAUUAAAAUGUAUUCGAUAUUAAAUGAUAAAUAAAAACAACAAAUAUUGUCAACCAAGUAUGGAUUCUGCAAUAUGAAUUAUGUAAUAUUUGACGAGUCCUACUUGCUUGGUUUUAAAUGUAUCACCCACAUAUAACAAUUCAAUCUGAUGAGAAUAUUCUACUUAAGUAUUUUUAUGUCUCUUAAAAGAAACAGUUCUAUGAUCCAUGAUGAUGGGAUUUCGUUUUUCUGUAUAAGAUAUACAUACUGGUGUUGUAAGUUAUUGUUAACAUUAUAAACGUUUCGCAUUUAAAUGAAUGCUUUGGCGUGCUUCAAAUCCCUUGAUGACGUGAUACCACUAUACCUGAAUAAAUAAAUAAAUGUUGU